CCCCCAAAAAAAAGCCCCUUCUGUAUCGAAACCCUAGAAAUUCAUUUUACAAGAAUUGCCUUAACGGAGCCCUAGAUUUUCUCUUCGAGCUUUCACUUUCCCGAUAUAAUAUUCAGACACUCCGAUGUGUCAUGAAACUCAACUCCGUACCCGAAUUCGCGUAUCGUAGAUCCUAGAUCCUUAUCCGGACAUUUAAAUUAUCCUAACCCUCCCGCUCCGAUCCGGUUUAGUUGCGAUAGUUUCCCAAGAAAAGUUGACAUUUGAUAAUUUACUCAUCGUGGCUUUGGCAUGGGUAAGGUUCUCCGAGAAACGUCUAAGCCAUCCUCCAAUUCUUCAUCCCCAUCCCCCUCUUCGGCACCUGCAACAACCUCAUCUUCAUCAAUAACCGAUACUGUAAGGGGUUCUCACCAGUUCAAGAUCUCAGGAUAUUCCUUAUCAAAAGGGAUCGGGAUCGGUAAAUAUAUAGCAUCUGACACGUUUUCAGUCGGUGGGUAUGAGUGGGCGAUCUACUUUUACCCGGACGGGAAGAGUGUCGAGGACAAUGCGACUUACGUAUCACUAUUUAUCGCGCUUGCCAGUGAGGGGACGGACGUUAGGGCGCUCUUCGAGCUAACGCUUUUGGACCAGAGCGGGAAGGAGAGACAUAAGGUUAAUAGUCAUUUUGAGAGGACGCUGGAAAGCGGGCCGUACACGUUAAAAUACCGUGGCAGCAUGUGGGGUUACAAGCGAUUUUUCAAGAGAACAGUUCUGGAGACCUCAGAUUACCUUAAAGAUGACUGCCUCUGUGUUACUUGCAGCGUUGGUGUUGUGAGGUCAUACACAGAGGGCCCUAAAAUCUACUCUAUACCAAUACCACAAUCUGACAUAGGCCACCAAUUUGGGCGGCUACUUGAAAGUGAAAAAGGAAGUGAUGUGAAUUUUGAAGUUGAUGGUGAAAUUUUUGCUGCUCAUAAAUUGAUAUUAGCAGCUCGUUCUCCUGUUUUCAGAGCCCAGCUUUUUGGUCCUAUGAAAGAUCAGGACACUGAUUGUAUAAAAGUUGAAGACAUGGAGGCUCCUGUUUUUAAGGCAUUGCUUCAUUUUAUAUACUGGGAUUCACUGCCUGACAUGCAAGAGCUUACAGGGUUGAACUCGAAAUGGGCAACAACCUUAAUGGCUCAACAUCUGCUAGCUGCAGCAGACCGGUAUGGCUUAGAGAGGCUUAGGUUGAUGUGUGAAGCCAGUCUCUGUGAAGAUGUUGCAAUAAAUACUGUGGCUACAACUUUAGCCUUGGCAGAGCAGCAUCAUUGUUUCCAGCUCAAAGCAGUUUGUCUCAAAUUUAUUGCGACACCUGAAAAUCUCAGAGCUGUGAUGCAGACUGAUGGUUUUGAGUACCUGAAGGAGAGUUGCCAAUCUGUCCUGACUGAGCUCUUGGAGUACGUGGCUAGAUUCACUGAGCAUUCAGACUUCAUGUGCAAGGAUAGGAAUGAAGGAAUACUUGAUGGCAGUGACAUGAAUGGUAGACGGGUGAAGCAAAGGCUCUAGUCCGAACACUGGACAGCUUUAUGUAACACAACCCCCCCGCCCCCCUUUUUCCUUCUCUGAAGAGAGUGAAAUCUUUAGAUAGAGAUUAUAAUCACUCAUAGGACUAGGUGCCAUUCUUAGUUCUCUUGUAUUCAUAUCUAUGAUAAGUAAAUGUAGUAUGUUUUGUUGGCAUUUCCAUAUAGAUUUCAAUAAUUUGUUAUUUCCCCUCGUUGAAGAACUAAAACAGGUCUAAAGGGUAUUGAUCGCUGCUUAAUAAUC
Molecule: messenger RNA, 1779 nt
Organism: Prosopis cineraria
Lineage: Eukaryota; Viridiplantae; Streptophyta; Magnoliopsida; Fabales; Fabaceae
Product: BTB/POZ and MATH domain-containing protein 2-like
Exons: 4
Coding region: 289-1521 (410 amino acids)
Biological process (GO): protein ubiquitination
Molecular function (GO): protein binding
Source: RefSeq, a predicted model, not a curated record